Messenger RNA from Cylindrotheca closterium, 1302 nucleotides. The record is from the annotation of a GenBank genome assembly. Lineage: Eukaryota; Bacillariophyta; Bacillariophyceae; Bacillariales; Bacillariaceae.
AUGGGGGACAACGAUCAAGGCCUGAUUGAGGAACUCUUAGAACAGGUCCAUGUCUAUAACGUUAAUGGGAACCAUGAAAAGGCCAAUGAGGUUUUGGAGAGGAUGCUGGUGAUACAAAGGAAAGAGUUAAUGGAAGAUGAUGAUUCACCUCUUGCUGAGGCCUCGAUACUCAGUAGCAUUGGACGUAAUCUGCUGCUGUUGGGAGAUUUCAAUAACGCGUUGGAGAAAUUCAACAAAGUACUCGCGAUACGGUUGGAGAAGCAGGGAGAAAAAAAUCUUGAAACAGCCGACGCCUACAAGUACAUUGGUGCUGUCUUGAAGAGACUAGCCAACAACGAAGAAGCCGAAGAAAUGUACCGAAAAGCUCUGGCUAUCAAGCUCGCAAUUCUGCCAAGCGAUCAUAUGGAAGUCACGGAUCUGUACGAUUCGGUAGCGAUAACAUUGGAAAGGCAAGGCAAGCUUUCGGAAUCCACCAAGUUACAAAAACUUGUACUUGCGACGCGACUAAAUAUGCACGGGGAAGACCACCCCACAGUUGUCCAGUCAUACAUUGGCAUUGCGUCAUUGUUGUCAGGUCAAGACAGAAUGGACGAUGCUCUUAAGAUGGUUGAUAAAGCCAUUGGAAUUUGUGUUCGACUGCAACAGCAACUAGGAGGAGAAGAUGAUGAUGAUGAUGACAUCGAUCUAUUGGUACUGACUCUGCAACACAAAGCACGACUGCUGGAAGAAAACGGCAACUUCGAAGCUUCCGUGAAGUUGUUGAACGAGAUAUUAACGAUGCAGAAGGAAAAGCUUGGUGAAAUACACCCCCUAACAGAAGAGGCCUACAAUGAUCUUGCAGACGCAUAUUCCCGACAAGGAAUACCGGAAGAGGGCAUCAAUGCUCUUUCCAAGAUUCUAGAGAUUCGUCGACACUUGCUUGGGGAUAAUCAUCCCCGCACGAAGGAGCUUAGAUUUCAUCUGGAAGUUUUAAAGCGCAGAAAAAUGGCGCAAACAUUCAACGAACAAGGACAGCAGGUGAUGCACGCCCAAAGUGAUUUGGACGAGGCAAUACAGCACUUCCAAGCGGCGCUGGAUGUCUAUAAUGACCUCUAUAUCACUCUUCCAAAAGACGCAGCAGUUGUCUAUGAGAAUAUUUCUACUGUGAAAGUGGAACAGGGUUUUCUGCAAGAUGGGAUUACUGCGAGUGCCGAAGCCCUCAAGAUUCGUCGAAGACAACAAGGGGACGAUCAUACUGAAACGAAGGGUCGUAUGGAAGCGCACAGAUCGUUGCUGAAACAACUCUUGGAGAAUCGGAUUUAG